Messenger RNA from Solenopsis invicta (red fire ant), 948 nucleotides. RefSeq names its product zinc finger protein 787-like. The transcript is spliced from 3 exons. Bases 33 to 365 code for a protein of 110 amino acids. The record is from RefSeq and is a predicted model, not a curated record. Lineage: Eukaryota; Metazoa; Arthropoda; Insecta; Hymenoptera; Formicidae.
UUUUCUUCGAAGGUUUUUCAGUUGAGUAAUAGAUGAUUUAUUUUGAUUGUGAUAUUGCAUAUUGGUAUUUUUUUGUUACAGGUAUUCCUUUACUUACGAUGAGGUUACGUUCCGAGACUUUAGUCGAAAGUCCAAUUGAACGCCCUUCCAUGAAAUCCUGGUCUUGCUACCGAUGCAGCAAACGAUACGUAUGGCGGGACUCUUUGGCGAAACACCUGCGGGUAGAAUGCGGGAAAGACCCUACUUUUGAAUGUCCGAUCUGCGGAAGGAAAUUCAAACACAAGCACCGAUGGCAAUCGCAUGCUAGACUGAUUCAUCAUAUUUACGAAACAACAACAGAAAUUCAAACUUCGAACAAGGACUGAUGAUUUGCCCGAAUUGCAACAAAACUUGCUGUUAUAGUCAUCUGAUAACCGCAGAAUGCCUAAAGGAACGUAAAUUUGUCUGUCCAAAAUGCAAUAGAGGCUUCAAACGGAAGUAUCACAUGCAAAGGCAUAUAAGUUCUUGUCACAAAUUCAACCAAUUAUACUAACUCAUUACCGAUCAAAAAUUUCAAAUCGGAUUUUAAUUUUUAUUUCGACUAUCAUAUUUUUAUCUUUAUUGUAUAAAAAAAUAAAUACUUGUUUACUUUGUACCUAAUGAAAUGAAUUCCUUAUAAUCCAAAAAUUUGUUUGAUAGUUACAUUUCUUCUCAAAGAGAGAGAGAGAAAGAGAGACACAAUAAAAAUGUACACAUAUCAUUUGUAGGCUAUAUCUGAUGUUAUAGUUAAUAUAAAACAAUAUGCAUACUCUGCGUAUAUAUUUAUACAUCAUGUUAUUCCAAAAAGUUAUAAAAAAAUUACUUGAAAUAUGGUCAUCUUGUGGAAUAUGGUCAUCCACCAAGUGCAUCACGAGUGUCGCAUGUCGCAAUUAUCACGUAUAAUUAUUUUAAAAAGUUUUAAAAUUUAUU